ACAUGCUAGUCGAGCUGGAUCAGCUGACAUCAACCAGCUUCUCCUUUUGAUGCUCUUCCUCCUCCGUCGACUGGUAGCGCUUCGUAAAACUGCAUUAUAUCGCUAUCUCGGUUGUACUGGCAUCAGAUUUUAAAUUUGAGCCAAGUAUAUCUCGCUGAUUGAGCAGGUUAACCUGGCGGAUAGAUGCUGCUAGAGUGGAUGAUGAACGGACACGCCAUUCUCUAUACGGGGGACUUGGCCUUCUGGAGCACCAUACUAAUCGUCGGGAUCUGCUACACUAUAUUUGACCUGGGAUUCCGCUUUGAUGUGGCGUGGUUCCUGACCGAGACUUCUCCUUUCAUGUGGGCCAAUCUGGGCAUUGGCUUGGCUAUAUCUUUGUCUGUGGUGGGAGCUGCCUGGGGGAUCUACGUCACUGGGUCUAGCAUUAUUGGUGGUGGUGUCAAGGCUCCACGAAUCAAAACCAAAAAUUUGGUUAGCAUUAUCUUCUGUGAAGCUGUUGCAAUUUAUGGCAUCAUCAUGGCUAUUGUCAUCAGCAAUAUGGCUGAGAACUUCACCGGAAAAACUCCUGACACUAUCGGGGGGCGAAACUACCAAGCUGGUUACUCCAUGUUUGGAGCUGGUCUGACUGUGGGCUUUUCCAACCUUUUCUGUGGCAUCUGUGUCGGCAUCGUGGGUAGCGGAGCCGCUUUGGCAGACGCCCAGAACCCCAGCCUCUUCGUGAAGAUCCUCAUUGUUGAAAUCUUUGGCAGUGCGAUCGGCCUGUUCGGCGUCAUUGUAGCUAUUCUGCAGACGUCGAAAGUAAAGAUGGGUGACUAGAAGAUGAAUUCAGAUGCUGAGAAGAGAGCGAGACACUGCUGGAACAGAAAAAGAUCGAAUAUUGUGUAAAUACAUCGUAAAUUAUUUAAAUGUCUCUAUUUGCCUGGUAUUGUUUUUAACCAUCAUUCAUACAAGAGUUGGUACAUCCAUACCCUGUUCUUAUGUCUUAAGGGAAGGAUGAAUAUUGAAUAAGAAAACUGGGGAAAAAAAGUUGAGUCUGUGUUUUUCUUGUGCAUUUCAUACCUCCCUUUUUAUCAUUACAUGAUGUAAGUGAGUAAACUCUGUGAUGAUUUAGCUUGAUGAGCAGCAGAAGAAAACGGGGCAGUCUUGAGAGCCUCUGCAUUGACAGAUUCAGGAGAGGUUUACAUCGAUGACUUGGUUUGAGUGCAUCAUUUUUAUCGGACCACUCUUGUUGAAUGGUAGUUAAAAAUUUACACUGGAGUAUUUGAAAAUAUGUGUGUGUGCGUGUGUGUGUGUGUAUGCUGGACAUGUGAUCUUUUUUCCUGUGAAGCAUGAGGCUGUUUAUCGUUGUGUUUGUAGCCUGGUCUGUCAGAUGGGUUUCUUCUUUUUUUUUUUUAAAAUCUGUUCUUUGCUGAUAGGCUAAUGGUCCUAAUCCACACAGUGGCCCAGAUACAGUGAUGGAGAAUUUAUGAAGUUUAAAAAAUUGAUUACUUAACUGAAAUAAUCAGUAAAGCCAGGGGUAGGUUGCAUGUUCUUUGGGAGGUCAAAUGGGGUUUAAUCAAAUAUUAAUUUCCUUCACUCUUGAAAGUGUCAUGUUGAGCCUCAUGGAUGUGCCAUCCAUAAUACAAAAUUUUGGGUCAUCUCAAAAUUUUGACUUAGUUUGAAUCAGUAAGUCGAAAUUGCCUAACUUGAAAUUUUUAUAUAACUUUCGAAUUAGCUCUGCCUGGCAACAAGCUUCCACAAAAAUGGCCUUCAUGAAAGCUGGAAUAUUAAAAUUGCUUGAAAAAUUAAUAUGCUAGUCAGUUACUAGAAAAGAAAACAAAAUGUUACCACCAUUAAUAUCAGGUAUUUUCUCCUUUUCCUGUAGCAUUACUGUCAUUUUUCGAGGGUCCAAACCAACCUCCAGAACUUUACUGCUCCAUAAUUUUAAAAUCCAAAUUUUACACACAGCUCUUCUACGUAGCUUCAUAUGAUCUUUUUUUUUAUCAAAAUUCAGCUUUUGAAUAUGCUCAGUCGGCUGUCUUGAGUUGCAGUGUUAACUUCACAUUUAUGUUCAACAUUCCUUAAAGUUCCAUUCAUUUAUGUUUUAAAACUGAAUUGCCUGAGUAAAAGUUGAAAAGUAGCGUUUCAGGUGGUGUUAAUUUAAGAAUCUGGGCGUAACUGAUUUUCUGCACUGCCAGUAGAAUAAAAUUUAGGUGGGUGUGAAAAGCAAAAAAAGUCCUUUAAUAUUGCAAAUUAUAAUCUAAUGUGUAAUGGUGGCGUGUGUGUGUAUACACAUAUCUGGAAAAUUUCUGUUUUUGAUCAUUCCACAGAUGUGACAGACCACGGUUUAUUGUGAAUAGUCUUUUUUUUAAUUUUUUUUUUUUUUUUUUUUUCCCUUGUAAUUUUCCCUCCACUUACUCGAGUGUGAACAGUGAAGUAAACCUGGCCUCACAAAAGUGACGGAGCAGUGAGAUCAUCUUUGUUUUCAUGAACAAUAAUCAAAUGUGACGCCAGCCUCUGGAGAACCAGGCUGUGUACCAAACCCCGGGCUUUCAGUAGAUGGUACUGUGUGUACAUUAUGUUGACGUGAUGGUGACAUGGAAAACAGCUCAGUUUUUUUUUGACAUUGUGUAUAAUGAAAAUAAAAUCAGAGUUUUGUUUCUGCCUUCAUAAAUGUCCAUGAGGAAAAUAAAAUGGUUCAAGAUGUCUGGUUGUUUUUCUGUGUGUUUGAUUGUCUUUGUCUAAUAAAUGUGGCGCAUGAU
Molecule: messenger RNA, 2741 nt
Organism: Archocentrus centrarchus (flier cichlid)
Lineage: Eukaryota; Metazoa; Chordata; Actinopteri; Cichliformes; Cichlidae
Product: V-type proton ATPase 21 kDa proteolipid subunit
Biological process (GO): proton transmembrane transport
Cellular component (GO): proton-transporting V-type ATPase, V0 domain
Molecular function (GO): proton-transporting ATPase activity, rotational mechanism
Source: RefSeq, a predicted model, not a curated record